GACACUUUUAUGACAACCCUUCAGCCAGACACCAGUUUAUGGCAAAUGUCUUUAAAACAACCAUUUAUAAAUAGGUUUAAAAUAGUAUUUUGUUCACAGUUUAAGCAUAACCAACUUGAUCUUUUUUCUUUUUCCUUUUUUUUUUUCCAAAAAUUGUUUCUGCUGUGACAAAUAAAAUAUUUGUCAUUGUGUUAUUCUGCUAUUUUUUGUUUAAUCACAUUGCAGUAACUGUCAGUCCGUUUUUAACGAGUCCUUCUGUCUGAUCAAACACUUUGAGGGGAAAUAACAAAUCAUCACUCUGUCAACAAGUGGUGCUUUGGAUUAUUUGUAAAUACAUUUUGAGGAAGCUGAACUUGAUUCGGUUUCAGCUAAAAGCUGCACUGUGUGGAAUCCCAGGCCUAGUUUGCAAGAAAGCUCGAGCACGACAUGCAAACCCACAAAGAGCUGGGGUGUCUUUUUACGUCUUCCGCAUUCGGCACAUUCUGCAUCCUUGUGCACUUAUUUUUUGAAGAAGUAAAAAAGAUUGAGGAACAGAUUUUGGCCUUCAUUAAUGCUACAUCCUACACUGCAUUACUUCUAUAUUCAGAUCCUUCAAAAUGAAGACCAUUGUGUGCUUUGGGCUGGUGCUUAGUGCACUUUGUGCUGCAGGCGAAGUGUUUCUGACUGAACCAGGUAUGCGUGUCACCAUCAAGUGUGGCGGUACCCCCUCCAACAGACUAAAAUGGAUGGACAGAGAUGAAGUGGUUAUUAUUACAGAGUGGAAUGGCCUCCCUCGCAAAGGUGGUGCUAAAAUAGCAGAAAGGUCAAAGUUGAAAGGUAUAAAUCUGGAGAUCUCUGCUGUGACUGAGGACGAUGCUGGAGCGUUCAUCUGCGUUGCUGAUGGGACAUCUCACCGCCACACACUUAUUGUGGUCUCAACGUCAGUCAGCCCCUCCGCUGACCUCCAGCUGGGCAGUGCGGCGACGCUCCAGUGCCAGGUCAAAGGGCUCAGCCCGGACAUUACAGUGGAGUGGGAGAGACCAGAUGGAAGUCCAGGAGGGCCACAGACAGUUCAACUCCAGUCUGUCACCCAUUCAGAUAAGGGAAACUGGGUGUGCAAGUUCUCCUACGAAGACAAGGUGUACAGGAGAAACCUGAAUGUCCGUGUUGAAGAGUCUACAAUCCCAUCUACACCCCCUUUACACAAAAAAACAGACGUCCAAGCUGAGUCAGCCUGCCAUAAUUGUACUGAUCCUCAGUCCCCGAAUGCUCCUCUGCCGCCACUGCUGGGCCUCAGCUGGUGGAUCUGGGUCGUACUGGGUGCUUGUGUCCUGGUUCUGGUUCUGCUGAUGGUCUGUGUUAUUGUAUUGUACAAGAGGAUGAGAAAGCAGAAGAGACGAUUCCAGAAGAUGCAACUGCCGCAACCCAGACAGUACUGCCAGUGUGCCCGCCCGACAGCUGCCACUGCACCGCGGUACCAAGGGCGGCGCGGAGAGAAGCCACAACCCCCCCUAAUGGUGUGAACUGAAAGAGAUGGAGGCAAAGAAAUAGAUGGAGAGAGAGAGAGAAGAGCAGCAGAUAGCAAUAAAGAUGAACGGAGGCCGGGGUGGAAAUGACAUGAAUGAAAAUGAUUAAUCCUGCAGAAAAAUGAAUGAGAUGCAAUCGUGUGGACACUUUGAGCUUUUGCACCAAGUAGAGAGUGCAAACACGUCUGUGCUUAGCUUACAAUUAACCACUGAGCAGUUUGUCAGUGUAAUAACCACAUGUUCACUGUUUACUUCUAUUCAU
This is a messenger RNA of Thalassophryne amazonica, 1767 nucleotides long. Its product is annotated as MAM domain-containing glycosylphosphatidylinositol anchor protein 2-like. Gene Ontology annotation, biological process: positive regulation of ERK1 and ERK2 cascade; interleukin-15-mediated signaling pathway; T cell activation. NCBI's taxonomy places the organism in Eukaryota, Metazoa, Chordata, Actinopteri, Batrachoidiformes, Batrachoididae. Gene Ontology annotation, cellular component: membrane raft; external side of plasma membrane. Gene Ontology annotation, molecular function: MHC class II protein binding; protein tyrosine kinase binding. Bases 597 to 1502 code for a protein of 301 amino acids. The record is from RefSeq and is a predicted model, not a curated record. The transcript is spliced from 9 exons.